CAGCGAGCGUUUGUCCAUUGUCCCCAAAACCCAAGCACCGGAACACCGAUUGGGAUUUUGGGAAUGCGUUGAAAUUCUACCAAAAACCCUAGAAAUUUGCCUGAAGAUUUCCAUGGCGCCAACGAAUCACCAAGGAAACAAGCCCUCCUCCGGCCAGCCACUGUAUCCUCCGCCCUUUCCUUCACAUCAUUCCACCAGAAAACGCCUCCUCGACGGCUCUCCCUCGAAUUCGACGUCGUUUGAAUCAUCCUCGUUGGAUCAAUUACCCAAGCGGAUAACUCGAGACCUACCCAAUUUAUCCGACUGCCAUGGCUGCCGGACUCGGGUCAACCACACAAACCCGAAGGAUCGACUCCAAACCCUAGACAGUUAUUGGCGAAUCGUCCUCCUCUGUAAGAAGUGUAUCAAAUUUGUCAGUUCCGCACAAAUAUGCUCCUACUGCUUUAAGGAAACCCUGAACUUGGAUUGCUUCACAUGCGGCCGCUGCAAAAGGUGUAUCCAUAAGGACUGCGUUCUGAGGUAUGAUCAUUCUAGCCCCUGGUCUUAUAGCUGUAAGGAGAGAGGACCGGAAUUGGAAUUCUCAGUUUGUAUAGAUUGUUGGGUUCCUAAGUCGCUUAAGAAUUCAAAAGUUUGUAGGAGUAUUGAUAAAUCACUGUCAAAACCGCUUUCUACUGGGACUGACCCUAAGGUUUCUUUGAAUGAUAAUGAUGCCAAUUCAUUGCAAAAGUUCACAACUGAUGCGAAUGCUGAGGCCAAGAAGAAGAAUUUGGUUUCCACUAAAGAAAAAGAGAAGGCUUUAAGAGAAGUGGUGGCAGCAAAAAGUGUGAUGGACAUGACAAAGAAUGCAAUGGGACUAGCUGCUAACAAUGAAUCGAAUGGUGACAUAAAUGGUGGGUUGAUUGUUAGUAAUAGUAUAAGUAGCAGCAGUAGUAGCAGUAGUAGUACUAAUGGUGCUAGUGCUACCAAGAAUGACAAUGAUGCAAAAUUGGUUUUUCAAUUGCAUCGUGCUAUAAAUAGUUCUCCUCGGAUUUCAAAAGAUUUGCACUUGACAAACACAGAUAAUUUCCCUGUUCCAAAAGCUAUGGAUUGGAAGAGUUUAAUUAGUAAACCAGUGGAGUUAGGCAAGACUACUCAGUAUGGUGAAGGUGAGAAGAUUGUGGUGUAUAGAAGAACUAGACUAAGAGAAAAAAUUAGUGCGAGCAUGUCAGAAGCUUCAGUUUGUGCUAGGGACAAUGAGAUUGGCUCUUCUAUUGAUUUGUGCCAGACAGAUGCCAAGUUAAUAGCCAUUUCAGGGGCUUCAGUUUAUGCCAAGGACAAAGACACUUGUUAUUUUGAUUUGGGCAGGAUUGAACAUAAAGUAAAAACGUAUAAGAGGACUAGAUUCAAGAGGAAAGAGCUCCAUGUAAAUGACAGGGAUGAUUUCUUUGUUAGUGUUGUUGAAAAGUGCAAUUUUGGUGGUGGCAGUAGAGUGGUUUCUGAGUCUCAGUCUUGUCAGCAUGAUGAUUUGACUCAGGAGGCACAUCAGUGUGAACUGAGGAUUCCAUUCCCAGUCAAAUGUGAUGGUGAUGUUACCUUGCAGACUGAGAGAUGCAAUGCAAAGGAGGGCCGUUACUUGUUAAAAUACUCCAGAAGGUGUGUAGUUUCCAAACCAGGGUUAGAUCAUGAAACUAGUAUGCAUGGUGAUGCUUCGACUCGUGAGUUGCAUUUGUAUGAAGUGAUCAUUCCCUGCCUGGUGAACUGUGAUGGCAAGGUCACCUUGCAGAACAAGAGCUGCCAUGAGAAGGAUGAUCGCUACUCAUUGAAAUACUCCAAGAGGCGGCGCAUAGGUCCCAUACCAGAGUUCCAGACCAAAGCUGCAGUGUGCCAAGCAACUAUUCCUUGCCAGGUGAAGUCCGAAGGCAAGGUUAACUUGCAGAAUGAGAACUGCAAUACGAAGGAGGGCCGCUACUUAAUAAAGUACUCCAAGAGGCGCACUGGUUCCAAACUGGAGUUAGAUCAUGAAAGCAAUAUUCAUAAUGAUGCUCUGCACCUUCCAGAACCUGAUCCUGAAUUACCUAGGAAUCAUUUUGUAGAAUCUAGGACAUCAUCUAGUGCUUCAAUGAUAUCCUCUGUUGCCAGUGUACAGGCUUGUGCUUGUAUAAAUGUUUCCUCCACAAAGGAUCUCUAAGUUAGCUAGGUAAAAAGAUUCUUGAUUUAUCCUUAAACAUUAUAUGUCUAAUAGAAUUUCUAUUGUUGUAUGCUUGAAAUUCACUGCCAUUUGAUCUCAUAGUACUAUAUUAGCACACAUGCACUUUGUUACUUGACUCUUCAAUGUAACAUUUGGUAUUGAGGAUAAGUUCAUAAUUCGAGUUAAUUACAACUUUUCUGUAUGUAAUUGUUUGCAAAUUGGCAUUUUAAGUUACAUCAAGAUUAACUUUUUUGAGGAAACUCUGCAUAACAGAUGUUUAAGUAAUAUCUUGCUGCCAUAUUCCUUGGUGCAAUAAUUAGCAAAUAAACCAAAGACUAGACUUGGCUUGAUAAAGAGCUCAUGUGUAUUUAUGUGUCUCAUGUGACUACUAUUUCCUUGUCGUAUUCCUCUGCAGCUCCCCCCAACAAAAUUACUAUUAAAAACAACUAUUAGUAACAAAGCACAUUCAAUUCAGCUUGUUCAUGCAGCUGCCAAUCUGUAAAGGUUUCUCAUAGGCAUCAUGUGCCCAUUAGGAGAAUACUGUCUUUCUUUCUCAUUCAUGCAAAUGAAAACUUUAGGGAAACAUUGACUGGCACAUCAGAAAUCACACUUAAACCAAGAUGCAUGGACAGAUCAUUGGUAAGCAAUGAGACCUUUGUUUAGAUGAUGAGGUGCAGGUUGCUUUGAUUUGCUUCCUAAUGGUUCCAAAGGAAAAAUUGCUUCUUAGUGCCUCUACUUGCGUAUCUUUAUAGGAUUUGAUGAAAUUGGGGAAUCUGGCUUGGCAGAGUUUGUUCUCAAGCUAUGUAAUUACUUGACAGAGUUUCACUGCUGUUUCAUACUUGAAGAGUUGUUAAGCCAAGUAUUUGCAUGCAACACUUUGCAAGGGUUUUGCUUUGUUUGACAACUUGGAGGUAGAUGCAACUGAGGACCGUACACUAACUGACAUGCUUCAAAGAACUGAAUAAAUAUUUGAUUUUCUUUUUUCUUCUAGCUGAGACAGACCUUGUUCUUUCUAAGGUUUGUAAAUUUCUUGUUGAGUUCAUAUGGCUUAAUGGUAUUUGUGCUUAAUAAAUAUAAUGCAAUGCAACCUGUAGAUUACUCA
Molecule: messenger RNA, 3269 nt
Organism: Ipomoea triloba (trilobed morning glory)
Lineage: Eukaryota; Viridiplantae; Streptophyta; Magnoliopsida; Solanales; Convolvulaceae
Exons: 2
Coding region: 113-2167 (684 amino acids)
Source: RefSeq, a predicted model, not a curated record